AUGGAUAGCAGGUACUUGAUCUUGUAUCUAAAACUAUUCGUUUUACCAAUGAUCGUAGCGGAGUUUCGGCAGGCUAGUUUUAUAGUGAGACAGGAUUGUGUGAACACUGGUUUCCUGGCUGGAGAUGUUUCUGUUUCAUUGACGGGUCUGGAUCUGAUGGAAUGUGUAUUGACUUGUAUGGAUGAUCCUAACUGUCUCAGCCUGGCUGAAGUAGCAACAAAUCAGAUCUGUAGUCACAGCAACAUCACACUAUCUUCCAACUGUGAUCCCAGUCAGUCAAUACCGGGCUCCAAGAUUUUAGAGAAGAUCAGCAAUACCUUGACUUGUUUGAACGGUGGAACUUUGCAAAAUGACAGCUGUCACUGUCAGGGAGGAUACGUUGGACCGACGUGCGAACGUCUGGCGACAGAUUGCGCAGAAAUGGGUCAGUAUUCUUACUACACCGGACAAGAGGGUUAUUUCCAGAUACAACCUGUUCUGUCUCCGAACCCAAUCACUGUCCUCUGUAGUCUGUUGGCUAAUUACCCCAAGCCACGGCUCUACAUACAGCGUCACGUCCUUAAGUCCGCCGUCUUCAGCAAGACCUGGACAGAAUAUGCAGAAGGUUUUUCUUUCGAUGACUCCAACUUAUGGUUAGGCAAUAUUUAUCAGAGCUACAUAACGAGAUCCUAUCCGGACUACAACCUCAUCAUCGAGCUGGCAGGUGCUGGCUGGAAUACGAUCAAACAGAGGGCUUACCACGGGUUUAGGGUAGAGGAUGAAACCGACUAUUUUGUUAUGACAUUUCAGUCUUCCAGUCCUCACCUAUAUCCUGAUGCUGGGGACUCGCUUGUUUAUGUCAAUGGUUCAAAUUUCACAACCAUGGAUCGUGACCUUGAUCAAAUUUCAAGUCUCCAUUGUGGUGUUGUACGGAAUUGCGGCUUCUGGUUCACAGCUGGAAGUAAAUGUGGACAAAGCAGCCCAAACGGACUGCUCAUUCAAAAUGCAAUCGAGGAGAGACUAUUUACCGAGGAUGAGGUCUUCUGGACCUAUGAUAUGGGAGUUUGGUCGCCGUGGUACGUUCAGAUGUACUUAGAAAGGACGAUUCUGAGUUAA
Ylistrum balloti is the source of this 1095-nucleotide messenger RNA. RefSeq names its product microfibril-associated glycoprotein 4-like. The record is from RefSeq and is a predicted model, not a curated record. The transcript is spliced from 3 exons. Lineage: Eukaryota; Metazoa; Mollusca; Bivalvia; Pectinida; Pectinidae. The coding region runs from base 1 to 1095 and encodes 364 amino acids.